Molecule: messenger RNA, 2079 nt
Organism: Penicillium subrubescens
Lineage: Eukaryota; Fungi; Ascomycota; Eurotiomycetes; Eurotiales; Aspergillaceae
Product: putative C6 transcription factor (Gal4)
Exons: 7
Coding region: 1-2079 (692 amino acids)
Biological process (GO): positive regulation of transcription from RNA polymerase II promoter by galactose; DNA-templated transcription
Cellular component (GO): nucleus
Molecular function (GO): DNA-binding transcription factor activity, RNA polymerase II-specific; zinc ion binding; RNA polymerase II cis-regulatory region sequence-specific DNA binding
Source: RefSeq, a predicted model, not a curated record
AUGGCAAGCACUCGUGAUUCUCAUUCGUUCGCUUGCGAUGAGUGCCGACUCAGGAAGUCGAGGUGCUCAAAAGAGAGGCCGGUUUGUUUGCAAUGUCAACAGUUGAACAAGGAGUGCAAGUACAGCCCAAAGGUCACCCGGAGUCCAUUGACGCGGCAGCACUUGACCUAUGUUGAAGACCGCUUGCAUGCUUUUGAAACAGCUUUGGGCCGACUAUUUCCUGGAGGUGACCUGGAUGCCACUCUUCGUUCUCUUCUGCAGAACCCAGAGGCUCAUAAGGCCCCCUCAUCCAAAUCGUCUUCAAGACAUUCGACCCCAGCGAAGCCCGAAGCAGAGCGGACUGAACCUGCACCUGAGGCUCUGCCUCAGCAGGCCGAUGGCUUUGACUGGGCAGAGAAGGAGCUUGUAUUAGGUGACUUGGCUGAUGGAAUGGCCGCAUUGUCUAUCAAGCCGGAAGGUGCCGGCUAUUUCGGAGCUUCAUCCAGUGUCGUUCCGCUGAGAGCGCUGUUUGACCAUGGGUUUGACUUGAACAUACCGGUUCGCGCAUCAAGAUCUGGUGGCGUGCCACUCAAAGCACAGCUUCUUGAAAGCGCUCCAUCUGGCUUGAUUGAACAAGCGUUUAUUGACGCCUAUUUCCUGAAUUACCACACAAGUUACCCGUUCGUCCAUGAACCUACCUUCCGAGCACAGUUCAACGAACCAUCCCUACGUCCUCACGGCAUUGCUUGGCAGAUCCUACUCAAUACCAUCUUGGCACUUGGUGCAUGGAGUAUUGGAGAUGACAGCUCAGACCUAGAUGUGACUUUCUAUCAGGAAGCCCGAGCCUGUCUACAGCAAACAUCUGUCUUUGAAACAGGAAACCUGACAUUGGUUCAGGCAUUGUUAUUGCUGAGUAACUAUGUUCAAAAGCGGAACAAGCCCAACACCGGCUGGAACUAUCUGGGUCUGGCCGUUCGUAUGGCUAUGAGUUUGGGUUUGCAUAAGGAGUUCCCGGGCUGGAAGAUCAGUCUUCUCCAGCGUGAAAUUCGUCGUCGACUAUGGUGGGGCGUCUUCAUCUUUGACAGUGGCGCGGCCAAAACAUUUGGUCGGCCGAUUCUUCUCCCAGAGGAGUGUGUCAUGGACUGUAAACAGGUCUUGAACAUUCAUGACGAUGCCUUAACUCCAGAAACAACUACAUUACCACCCGAGUCACCUGGGCCCACUCUCUACUCCGGCUUGAUCGCCCAAGCCCAGUUCCACCUCCUGACCAACAGCGUGUACCAACGCCUGAUCUCCAGCCCUAGCCUCACCCCCGAAGAAACCUUGAACCUCCAAAAGCCCAUGGAAGAGUGGUAUGGUGGUCUACCAUCAUAUAUGCACUAUCCACUACAGCCUCUCGCCGUGCAUCCAACACAACCAGACCCAGACAAUCUUGCCCUUGUUCGCAAUCGAAUGCUAUGGCGGAACUGGAACCUGACCAUUCUCAUCUACCGCCCAAUCCUGCUCCGUUGGGCUGCUCGUCGCUGGGGUCCUCACGGCGGUGGCUCGGACGUAUCAUCUGUCACAUCAUCUGAAGGAGGCAAUGAAGAUCCCUGUGAGACGGAAUGCCGCCUACGCUGCCUCCAAAAUGCACGGCUUACUAUCGCCUCUAUAUCUGAGUACAUGGACAACUAUAUGUGCACCAGAAUUGGAGCAUGGUAUAUGCUCUACUUCCUUUUCCAAGCUGGGCUUAUUCCCAUCGUUCUCCUUAUGACCGAUCCCUCAAAUCCAGAUGCCCCAAGCUGGUUGCAAGACAUUGAAACCACCAAAGCCCUUUUGACACACCCAUCCCUUGGCAACAACCAGCUCGCCCUCCGAUGUUAUGAGGUGAUCAACCGCCUUCUGGGCCCAUCGCCGAGUAUAAUGUCUGGCAUGCCACCUCAUCAACAAAACAGCCAACAGCCCUUCCAUCAACAGCAGCCGCAGCAAGGGUUCAUGCCGUUCCCAGAACAGUUGUUUGGGGAUGGGUUUGGAGGCAGUCUGUUUCCAGUGGAGCAGCAUAUGCCCAGCCCGGGUGGCAUGGACUUCUCAGAAUGGGUCAACUACCCAGGUGUCGAGUGA